Molecule: messenger RNA, 2339 nt
Organism: Thlaspi arvense
Lineage: Eukaryota; Viridiplantae; Streptophyta; Magnoliopsida; Brassicales; Brassicaceae
Source: the annotation of a GenBank genome assembly
CUAUAAUUUACUAUUAAUUGCCCACUCGCCGUGAAAAUGAAACAGAGAUUCCUCUGUCUGAAAGCAAAAUCGUAUUAACUCUCAAACCACUCGCAAAGACAAAGAUCUUCCUCUUCUUCUUCUUCCUUUUACCUUUCUCUGUCUGUCUCCUAUAUAUACUCACCAGAUUAUAGUAUUAAUCCACCAAUCAAAAUUGAAACAAUGGAGAAUCCUCCUAAUGAAACAGAGGCUAACCAAAUCCAACUCAAUGGAGCAAAAAAACCAAAGGGUGGAAUCAUCACUAUGCCCUUCAUCAUAGCAAACGAGGCGUUCGAGAAAGUGGCGAGCUAUGGAUUGUUACCAAACAUGAUUAUGUAUCUAAUUAGAGAUUACAGAUUUGGAGUAGCAAAAGGAACAAAUGUGCUUUUCAUGUGGUCUGCUGCAACAUACUUCACUCCACUCUUGGGUGCUUUUCUCUCUGAUUCCUAUUUAGGUCGAUUUCUCACCAUCGCCAUUGCUUCUCUCUCCAGUUUCUUGGGAAUGGUGCUUCUAUGGCUAACCGCAAUGUUACCACAAGUGAAACCAUCGCCUUGCGAUCCCACAGCGGUUGGCAGUCACUGUGGAUCCGCAACCGCGUCUCAGCUGGCUCUUUUGUAUUCCGCAUUUGCCCUAAUAUCGAUCGGUGCAGGCGGGAUCAGACCGUGUUCCUUAGCCUUUGGGGCUGAUCAGUUAGACAACAAAGAGAACCCGAAGAACGAAAGAGUUCUUGAAAGUUUCUUUGGUUGGUAUUACGCUUCCUCAGCUGUGGCUGUGCUCAUCGCGUUCACAGGCAUUGUUUACAUUCAAGAGCAUCUCGGAUGGAAAAUCGGAUUUGGUGUACCAGCGGUUCUCAUGUUGACCGCUGGUUUGCUGUUCCUUCUCGCAUAUCCUCUCUAUGUUCGACGCAAUGUGACCAAGAGCCUCUUCACCGGUUUAGCUCAAGUUGUUGUUGCAGCUUACGUGAACAGGAAGUUAAGUCUACCAGAUCAGCAUGACUCAUUUAAUUCUUAUUAUCACGUGAAAGAUUCUGAUCUCAAAGCUCCAAGUCGCAAGUUGAGGUUUCUGAACAAAGCUUGUUUGAUAAGUAACCGCGAGGAGGAGAUUGGGUCAGACGGGUUUGCUUUGAAUCCAUGGAGGCUAUGCACAACAGACAAAGUAGAAGAGCUUAAGGCAUUAAUUAAAGUCAUACCGAUAUGGUCCACGGGUAUAAUGAUGUCCAUAAACACUGGCCAAAGCUCGUUUCAGUUGCUGCAAGCGACGUCCAUGGACAGGCGUCUGAGCCGCCAUGGUUCAAGCUUUCAAAUUCCAGCAGGAUCAUUCGGUAUGUUCACAAUCAUAGCUCUAGCCAUGUGGGUCGUUCUAUAUGACCGUGCCGUCAUCCCAUUAGUUUCAAAGAUCCGAGGCAGACCUUUUAGACUCAGCGUUAAGCUAAGAAUGGGAUUAGGAUUAUUCAUGUCAUUCUUAGCAAUGGCGAUUUCCGCAAUGGUCGAAAGCUUCAGAAGGAAAAAAGCUUUAAGCCAAGGGUAUGCAAACAAUGCCGUUGCUGUUGUUGACAUCUCAGCGAUGUGGCUCGUGCCACAAUAUGUGCUACAUGGAUUAGCAGAGGCUCUUACCGCAAUAGGACAGACCGAGUUUUUCUACACCGAGUUUCCUAAAAGCAUGUCUAGCAUCGCAGCAUCACUGUUCGGUCUAGGAAUGGCUGUGGCGAGUCUACUGGCAAGCGUGAUCCUCAGUGCGGUGAAUCAUCUAACCUCAAGAAAUGGUAAAGAGAGUUGGGUUUCAGACAACAUAAACAAGGGUCAUUACAACUAUUACUAUUGGCUACUCGCCAUCAUGAGCUUCAUCAACGUGAUCUAUUACGUGAUAUGUAGCUGGUCGUAUGGUCCGUUGGUCGACCAGAUGAGGAACGGUAGGGUUAAUGGUGUGAGAGAGGAAGAGGAGUUGCUUGACAUUGUUGGGAAAGGCUUCGAGAAAGAAGAUCUAAGUGAAGUUGUUAAAAAGAAUUAAGGAAUCAAAGAUCUUGCAAGAUUGUACGAUGUCUAUAAAGGGAGCGAAACUAUAGGAAUGGGUAUUUAUUGCAUUUGGUGUGCGUGUUGUUACUCAGCAUUAUGGAUCUAUACAGUUCUGUAAUUAGAUUAAAUUAUGUGUUUUGCGUUUUAGGGUUUUGGAUUAAAAAAAGGUUUAUGAUUUUUGGCUAUGUAAUUUAUUUACAUGCCAAGUUUUUGUUUUGUAUUUAUGGUGUUACUGCAAUUGAUGGAGUCUUCUUUGUAUAUAAUGUUUGUUGUUUUUCUUUGUUUUAUUUAUGCUUUCCACUUUUCCAG